AUGGCCGCGUUGUUUGACCGCGAUCGCAUGGUGCGCAGGGUGCGGCGCGAUUAUCUGGCUCGGAGCGCAGCGAUACUCGGCGCAGUAUGUGGCGACGUGCAAGCAUUCAACGAUCGCCGCGUUGUCCUCCUCCUCGACGCCAAUGCGGUUUCGUUCGUCCGAGCAACGGUGGUCAGUUCCAACCCUGCGCAAUGCCUUCGCAUCGGCUACGCGUGCGUCGCCGGGGCUUCCUGCGAGAUGUACCACGCCGAAUUCCUCUUGUGCGGUUUCGCCUUCCAGGAAGUCCGCGCGCGGAUUGCUCUACAUUAUCUGCGCAUGAAUUGCGACCUGGCUGAGCGCAUUCCUUGCGCGCAAGAGAUGUUCUGGAGGACCUUGGCCGAGAAGGUGUUGUAUUCGGAAGGGGUGAUUCGCCGGCGCGCGUCAGCGCUCGAGGAAUGCAAGGGGCGCGGCGAAUUCCAACACUUGUCCCUGGGCGGCCUCUUUCGCCCGCGCCGCAGCAUCGCCGGGCAGGCGGAUUGCCGGGGGAAGGCUGCCGUUCGAGAAGCUGCGGCAAUUCCUGGCGCGGGGGCGGUGCGUCGCAUCGUCGCAGUCCGCGGGCGGACAGGGGCCGCGGUCUGCUGCGCGGGGGCCAAGAGCGAGAGCGGAGAGGACAUCGCCCGAGAGCUCGCCCAGCAUGUGCCCGCCGAUUGUUUGGCCCAGGCGCGCGCCGUGGCAACUGAUUCGCCUGGCCCAGAGUUGCUGGCGCAGCUCAAAGCUGUGAUGCCGAACUUGGAGUUUCUCGUUCUCGACCUCGUCCACAUAGCGUUCUUGUUCGAGUCUGCGCAGGGCAGGGCCAAGACCUCGGCGGGGCAGACGCUGCGGACGACACAGGCUAAGUGGAACAAGGUUGACGGCCGCGCGCAGCCCCCCCAGCCGAGCGGGGCCGUGCAAAUGUUUAAGCGAGCCCUGGUUGCGAGAGACUGGAUCGCCAAGUGCAGCAUGGCGCCCGACGCGGCGGCCAACCGCCUGCAGGAUCUGGAUGGGAGUGCCCCGUAUUACUCGGUGGAGGAUGACAUAGAGGAUCUCGCCGCGCUCUGCGCCGCUUUCCUAGUGGAGGUCCGCAGGAAGCCGUCGGUGAAGGUCGGGCCUGUGCACGUGGCUCUCUGGCGAGCCACCAGCCCCCAGCGCUUGAGUUACGUUCUCAAUGACCAGCGUCGCCUCCUACUCGUGCCAGAGGAGCAGCUAGCGCAGUUGUCUUCGGGGGCCGCUGCGGUGGAGGCCCUGGGCGCAGAGAUGAAUAACCGAUUCCGCUUCCACGGCCUGUUCUAUCAAUCCACGCUCCUCUUAACGAUCAAGGCAUUCGGCGAUCUGAAGUUGCUCGUUCACAACUCUGCAGAGUAUUGCCCGACGCUGUCGCAGACAGGCCAGCGCGCCGUCGCCCUGCGUGCGCUGUCGGACUUCCAUUUGCUCGACGAUGAGUGGGCUGCCGUGCGAGCUGCAGAUGCGCCCCUGGUCGCGCGACGCCUAGAGCACAAGGGGCGCGUUCGCGCGGCCAGGGCUAUGAGCAAGGCUGCGCCGCGGGCCAGGGCGGUCGGCCCCCCCUCGGAGGUGUUCGAGGGGCGCAUGCGCUUCCCGGGGGUCCAGGGGUCCAAGGCGGUGUUCGAGAAGUGCGAAGUGGAGCUGUCCCAGGUCAUGUCGGAUGUCGUCCGCAGCACCAAGCGUUUCCAGCGCGCGCUUCGGGAGGGCAUCCGUUCUGAAAGCCGCCGCGUCGAGAAGGGGAUCGUGGAGAAGUACGCCGACUGGCCCGAGGAGUACAUGAGGCUUGCAACUGCCGCCCUCGCCGUGUACAACCGUCGGUUCGGCGACUUUGCCACGAACGAGUUCGCCACCUUGAUGUGGCUGGCUCUCGGCCGCACUCGCGUCAUCAGCGUCGACGGCCGCGUGCGCUUCUUCGACCCGAACAGCGGCGGGUGGAGGGCCUGCACCGGCUUGUUUCCCGAGGGUAUGUAUGCCCACUUCCGCCUCUUCAUGAACCGACUGGAGGGCGUGUUUCGCUGCGUCGGCAAGGAUGCGAGGCGAGAUGCCAACGGCGUACUGGAGAAGAUGGACGCCAGUAUCAAGUCGUCCGACGGCGAUGGCAUCGAGCAGAAAGCGAAUAAUGCCUUCCAGAUGUUCGAGCACUUUUCCUUGUGGAACAAGGGGUCGGGCGAUCAGGAAGAAGCCGUGGCCGACGUGGACGAGCCAGGCGGCCCCCCGCAGCAGCGCGCUUCAGCUGGGGGCGAGGGAGGCGACGGUUGCCCUCCCCGCGAUGGCGAUGAGGACGAGCGGCCCAAGGCGAAGAAGCUGAAAAUGCCAUGUCAUAUCGACGUUGCUGUGUGUACCCGAUCCUUCGGCAAGAAGCUCGUGUCCGAGCUCAUGCAGGGGGGCUCCGUGGUCAAGAACUUCACGGAGUGGUGUGGCACGUCGGUCACCCCCGCGCGCGGGGUGUCCUACCUCGACCGCGCUGUCAAGCACGGUGUCCCCAUGAUGACGGCCGACGGCGUGGUCGUGCAGCCGCUGGUCGUGGUAGACGGGAUGCCCACGCCGAAAGACUUCUUCUUCUGCAUGGGCUCCUCGCUGGCCCCGGCCACGCACGAGGAUGAGGGCGCGGAGGACGAGGGCCCAGAGCGGCCCCUGGACGACCCAGUCUUGAAGGCCGCGACGGACGACGUGAACAAGUUCUUGUCCAGCACUUUCUGGUGCAAUUUCGAGGCCCUCAACGCUAUCCGCUCUGCGCUGGCCAUAGCGAAGCGCGGCCUGAACGUGCUCCAGUGCUGCGUCUUCCUCGGUGCGGGCGGCUGCGGCCUCUCCCUCUUCGCCGACCUUAUCGCGACGUCGAUGGGCGACGAGCUUCGCAAGUAUUUCGACCCAUUCGUGUUCUACGACGACGAAGAGCUCCGGAAGUGCGUGGAGCUCCUCGCAGGGGGGUGCGUGUUUUCAGGCCAGGAGUGGCCCCGAGGAUCCAAGAAGAAGUUGCUCCUGCACCUGUGGGGGAAGUUCCUCAGCGGCGAGGGUCUGAGGGGGCGUCCCCCCUAUGCCGUGCUGACCCGCAUGAUCAGGUUGAUUGGGUGGGUCAAGCUCGAAGUUAACUCCAUGCUCGCUUUCAACGACCUCACCGAGCAGGAGUUCGAAUCCAUCGUGAGGAGGUCCUGCGUGAUAGAAAUCGCGGCCCGCCUGUUCGACAAGCAGUACCUUGGCGCACGCUUCCCCGAGCACGAGGAGUACGGCAUAUUCGCUCGAGAUCCGUCCUUCACGCGCAAGUUCCAGACGAGUCAAUGCGCGGCAGCCUGGGAUCGCACGCAUCACGCCUUCGAGGCGAGCAACGGGGAGCAGCAGUGCCGGGACUUCAUAGUGCAGUGCUCGCGCGGCGGCGAGGACCUGGGCGUCACCGAGCGCUACAUGCUGAUGGUGGAGGUCGACGCCGACGAGUUCUGGUUGCAGGCGCCCGCGUCGGCGAGCGCCAAGGAGCGCGAGUUCGCGGUAGCGCUGCUCCGCGAGUCUUGCGACAGAGGACUGGAAGCCAUGACCCUCUCGUACUUCAACCAGCGAUCUCGGCGGAUAGAGGGCUCGAGCAAGAAUCGGCUGCAGCUGUGGGGCGACCUUCCUUGCUCAGGAUUAUGGGAACUCCAGGCGACCAAGGCGCAGCGCCGUGACGGCGCUUCCGUCGUCCCUUUCUUCCCCUUCAAGUACACGAUGGAUGGCCUCUUUGGUGCGGCGGCGGCGACGCUCCAGAACCCAGGGGUGUUUCCCGAGGCCAUCGACGUCAAGAACGCGAAGAAGAAGCUCGUUGACAACGUGGCCUACAUGCAGAACGCGGAGCUCGCGAUCGAGGCCCUGCAAAGAUUGCUGGCCGCCCCAGCGCCAGGCCACCCCAUGAAGAGGGUGAAGCGCCCUGCCGCUGCGGAGGAGCCGCGGGAGGGCGAAGGCGGGGGUGCGGAGGGCAGGGGCCGCCGGUCCAACGCCCAGAAGGAAGAGGAGUCGGCGAUCAGGAAGCGCAUCGAGAAGUUGGACGCGGUGCGGCGCUUCGCGGCCGCCGUGGCGCCCCCCCCCCCAGCAGGACGCUCGGGCGCGUGUCGGGCGACGCUGCUGAACCAGGCGCUGAGAAGCGGCGGCAGCUUGCAGGCAAGGCCGUGGGUGUCCCGCGAGCACGCGACGGCGGGUGACUUCCCCGCCGCCCAGAACAUGCCGCAGUAUUUGCAGAUGAUAGCCUUCCCCCAGACCGUGGACCUGGACCAGGUCGCGGCGUGCCUGACGUUCAGCGAACAGCUGCUCCAGCACUUGCGGCUCGCGGAGGAUGUGAAGGCGGCCUUCGCCCCAGCGCUCGUCCUGCUGAAGGAACUCCGCGAGGACCGCGACGGGGUGUGUCUGAGAGAACUUGGGCUCCCAGGGGCACUUGGCAAGGACGUGAUCCUCAUGGCGAUCCACGGAAAGAAGGAGCUCCCACACGCGACCCUCCUGGGCCCCGACUGCGAGGAAUUCUUGAAGAAGCUGAAGCGGCUGUCGUGGUUCCUGCGAUGGGCUGCCGCGUCGGCCAUGCCUGCGCAGUAUGCCACGCUGAAGGACGACCCCUCUGUGACGUGGGUUGAGGGCAGUUGCUUCGCCCACGUCUGGCAGAUGGCCGAGUCCUACGUGGCGAUGCACAUCUGCGACUUCGCGCGCCAGCGGCCCUUCACGCACCUCGCGAAGGCAUACGACGGCGUGCGCAUAGACACGGGCAGGGUCGCCGCCGAGAAAGCGAGGCUCGCCGUGGAGGAGCGGGGCGCGGAAACGCAGCCGGACGCCGAAGUCUUUGCCCUCGCGGCCAGCCACUAUGUAGCGCAGCAGCCGCUGGCAUUCGUGGUGCCCUUUCGGGAGAAGAAGCGCUUGCCCUUCUACAGCUUGAUUCGCAACUGCGAGUGCAGCGACGCCCCCAUCGAACCGAGCCUGGUGCCCGCGCAGGACCUCUCGAGCGUGCUCAUCACGGUGCCGACGGCUCUGGGCGAUUAUGGCGCGCCAGCUCUCACGCAGCAGCUCGUGCAACUGGUCCGUGAACACGCCGAGCGCGAUCUUUCUGGAGUCGCGUAUCUCGAGGCGAAGCCCAUCCUCACCAUCAAG
Molecule: messenger RNA, 5112 nt
Organism: Prorocentrum cordatum
Lineage: Eukaryota; Dinophyceae; Prorocentrales; Prorocentraceae
Source: the annotation of a GenBank genome assembly